This is a messenger RNA of Durio zibethinus, 1078 nucleotides long. NCBI's taxonomy places the organism in Eukaryota, Viridiplantae, Streptophyta, Magnoliopsida, Malvales, Malvaceae. The record is from RefSeq and is a predicted model, not a curated record.
CCCAUUCUUCGCCCCUCCUUCUUGUCUUUAUUUAUUCCUCUUUAUUCUAUUUACCAGGGUUGCUUUCUGCCAUUAGUUGUAUGAUAGUAUCGUUAUCUGCAAUUCUUUAGUUUCUCAAUGUCCAAUAACAAGCUAGAAGGCAAGGUAGCCGUCGUUACAGGCGGAGCAAGCGGUAUUGGCAAAGCCACCGCCAGUCUUUUCGCCGAUCAUGGUGCCCGUAUGGUAGUGAUCGCUGACAUCCAAGAUGAACUAGGCCAGCAGGUAGCCGCAUCAAUCGGUUCUCAAAAGUGCAGCUACAUCCACUGUGAUGUUACUGAUGAAGAGCAAGUCAGAGCUUUGGUGGAAUGGACAGUCCAGAAUUAUGGGCAGAUUGACAUCAUGUUUAGUAAUGCAGGGAUACUUUGUUCCAAGAAGGGCACAUCCAACUCCAAUCAAGUCGUUCUUGAUCUAGACCUCGAAGCUUUUGACCACCUCUUCGCCGUCAACGUGCGUGGCAUGGCUGCGUGUGUUAAGCACGCGGCGCGUGCCAUGGUUGACAAGCGCGUGCGAGGGAGCAUCAUCUGCACGGCGAGCGUCACUGCCAGCUUCGGUGGCGACAAGAACACUGACUACUUCAUGUCAAAGCAUGCGGUGCUGGGAUUGGUAAAGUCAGCGAGCAAGCAGCUUGGGGCCCAUGGGAUUAGGGUGAACAGUGUUUCGCCUUUCGCCGUAGCGACCCCAGCGCUGUGUUCUCAGACGAGGCUGGAAGCCGAGGAAGCUGAGAAGCUUUAUGAGCCGUAUACUUGCUUGAAAGGGGUGGUGCUGAAAGAAAAGCAUGUAGCCGAUGCAGUGUUGUUUCUCGCAUCUCAAGAUUCAGAUCUUGUCACCGGUCAUGACAUGGUAGUGGAUGCCGGGUUUCUGGGCAAAUAAACAGGGAACAUAUGUCAAAAGCUGUGGUCAUCAGGCCAAACUGAUCAGAGUAAGAAUCUGAUUAAAUUAUUAUAAUGUUAAUUUGCAGCAAUCUAGGCGGCAUAUGUAAGCUCUCUUGUUCACCGCCAUUUAUCAUAUUUAUAAAUAAAUAGGGAGACAAUUAUUAGUA